This is a messenger RNA of Nothobranchius furzeri (turquoise killifish), 6090 nucleotides long. It is a transcript of the gene stk40, whose product is annotated as serine/threonine kinase 40. Gene Ontology annotation, biological process: protein phosphorylation. Gene Ontology annotation, molecular function: protein kinase activity; ATP binding. The record is from RefSeq and is a predicted model, not a curated record. NCBI's taxonomy places the organism in Eukaryota, Metazoa, Chordata, Actinopteri, Cyprinodontiformes, Nothobranchiidae.
CGUUGACAUCAUGCUAGCACGCAACAUUCUGUGACUCUUAAAAAAACAGUAAAACGGUGAGAAACGCUGGCAGCGAAGGCCGUUAGCGAUCAGGAAACGGCUGGCAGUGAAUGAGUUAACGAUAUUGUGUUAUGAUACCAAAGCAAAAUUUAAAAGCACUGUGUUUGUUUUCUAACGGAGAAUAUACAUGCCCUUAUUUACUGUGUUUCUUUUGUUUGGUAUAAUUCAAACUCCGACUGCUAGGUGGCAGCGGUUCUGACUGCUUUCAUUGUGACGGAACCACGAGAUCUCACGAUAACUCUGGAUGUGUCUUGGAAGUAGCCUGGCCUGCCAGACUCCUCCUCUGUUUAAUUCUGCACAGAGAAAGGGUCUGGCAACUCUCCUGUUCAAAUAACCCCACCUCGUGAGAAUUCUAACCGAGCCAAUCAACACUGAGUAGCAUACGACACACACCAUAACGCCGAGUUUGUCGAACAUGGCGACUGAAGCGGAGUUCGCUGCGGCUCUUUCCCCUGUUCUCAAUGACUUGGACACAACAAGUAGAAGCGCUAAAAGUCUUUCUUCUAAAGAAAGAUGUUUGCGCUGUCCCCAGACUCCAUUUUAACUACAGCUAAACAACUACAGGGUCCCGGACGUCACACACAGCGACGCUCAGUUCCUCAUAAACAAUAAAGACAGCAGCGGAGUUCGCUGCAGCUCUUUCCUCUGUUCUAAAUGACUUGAAUGUCUCUAAAACCACAAUUAGAGGCGCUAAAAGCCUUUCUUCUAAAAAGAAAUAAAAGAUGUUUGCACCGUUGUUAGACGCUGUUUUUUUUUUACUACAGCUAGAAAACUACAGCGCCGUGCGAUAUGGUCGGGAUUUCAGUCUUUUUUUCUGAUUGGUUACUUUUGAGCUGCCUAGUCCCGCCCCUCAUGCGCCUCUCUGCCUGUGAGUUACCAGACUCUCUUCUCUGUGCAGAUUUAAACAGAGGACGAGUCUAGCAGGCCAGGCUAUCUUGGAAGCAUCUGGCCUGAUAUUCCGAUUAAGUCCAGCCUCAAAUAUCUCAUGGCUUUCAGUAUCCUUUUUCUCCAACGUCACCUGAUCACAUGGGUCUGCCAUAUCAGAUGGCAAAGGCACAGUAAACAGUGAGCAAAACAAUGUUUAGUAUGGCUUCAUCUAGUUCAAGCCCAGUUCACUUGUGGGCCGACUUUGUCUGCUAGUUCUGCCAACUGCACAGCAGCUAUUACCAUUUUACUGUGAAAACAACUAAAUGAAAGCAAUAAAAGCCACAAACUGGUUUGUUUUGACUAGCUUCAAUGAAGUUUCAACAUGUGUGAACAGUCUUUUUACUGUCCGCCAUGUUUAAGGGGGUGGUCCCAUGAAGAGCAGCCUGAUGUCACGUGCAAAGGGUCAAUAUGUCGUACCGCCUCCCCUGUAACGUUAUACAAAUGGCAUCACCAGAUACUCGCACAUGUUAGAGGUUUGGAGACACCUUGAUUGGUUGUCACCCAGACAUUUAAAUAUUUCCAUCCAGUGAAAACUUGGGAUGACUGCAGGGUGGCUCAUUCCUCUCGAUGUGUGGCUCUACUUCCUCAUUACGAGAAACAGAUGGUGUUUCAUCACACAGACGUUCGGUAUCAGCUGAAAAGAAUGCACACCUCUCACUCGCUGGCUUCAGGAAGAGCUCCAGGAUGUCCAAGCGGCGCUCGUCAGAGAGGGGAGCUGGAGAGACGUCGAGGGCCAGCCAGCUGCAGUGUCCCGGGAUAAAUGGCAGUAAUGCCAAGAGAGCUGGCCCCUUCAUCCUUGGACCUCGCCUGGGCAACUCACCGGUGCCGAGCAUAGUUCAGUGUUUGGCCAGAAAAGACGGCACAGACGACUUCUAUCAGCUGAAAAUCCUCACGCUGGAAGAGCGAGCGGACUCUGCCGGGGAGACUCAGGAGGAGAGGCAGGGGAAGAUGCUGCUGCACACAGAAUACUCACUCCUUUCUCUACUGCACAACCAGGAUGGGGUGGUACACCACCAUGGCCUCUUCCAGGACCGAGCCUAUGAACUCGUGGAGGACACGGAGGCCCACAAAGUCCGCAAGAUGAAGAAACGGAUCUGCCUCGUACUCGACUGCCUGUGUGCUCACGAUUUCAGCGACAAGACGGCAGAUCUAAUAAACCUCCAGCACUAUGUCAUAAAGGAGAAGCGGCUGAGCGAGCGCGAGGCCAUUGUCAUCUUCUACGAUGUGGUGCGUGUGGUGGAAGCCCUUCAUAAGAAAAACGUUGUGCACAGAGACCUCAAGCUGGGAAACAUGGUGCUGAACAAACGGACUCAUCGCAUCACCAUCACUAAUUUCUGUCUGGGGAAGCAUCUGGUGAGUGAGGACGACCUGCUGAAAGACCAGCGAGGGAGUCCCGCCUACAUUAGCCCUGAUGUAUUAAGUGGUCGUCCGUACCAUGGCAAACCCAGUGACAUGUGGGCGCUCGGCGUGGUCCUGUUCACCAUGCUGUACGGCCAGUUUCCUUUUUAUGACAGCAUACCUCAAGAGCUCUUCCGGAAGAUCAAAGCUGCAGAGUACUCUAUCCCCGAAGACGGCCGUGUGUCAGAGAACACGGUGUGCCUCAUCCGAAAGCUGCUGGUGCUGGACCCUCAGCAGAGACUGACUGCAGGAGAAGUGCUGGAGUCGCUCAGCGCCAUCAUCGCCUCGUGGCAGUCCAUUUCAUCGAUGAGCGGCCCUCUGCAGGUGGUUCCAGAUAUCGAUGAUCAGCUUAAUCACCCAGAACAUCUACAAGAGGCCAAGGCGAUUGAAGAGUCUUCACAGUACGAGUUUGAGAACUACAUGCGCCAGCAGCUGCUGCUGGCGGAGGAGAAGAACACUUGCCACGACGCCAAGAGCUUUCUCAGCAACCGGCAGUUUGGCAGCAUCCCACCUGUUAGACGUCUGGGCCACGACGCCCAACCCGUCAGUCCGCUAGAUGCUGCCAUCCUCGCCCAGCGGUUCCUCCGGAAAUAGCCCAUGGUCGCCCACUCCAGAGAGCAAAGACACCUGCAGAGACCAGAACGGACUCCGAAGAGAGAGCCCUGGGACUGAGCUGGCACUCGAGGCCCCGCCGGAGCUCGCAGAGCAGAAAAGACUCGUAUUCGUGGAUUCUGCAAGCCAGGCAAAGCAGAUGGAAGGUGGGCACCAAAACACAUUUCCAACUCCGAGCUUCUGCCUGUCUGGAUUCCCUCUCGAACGUUCAAAGACCAGGAUGGAACUCUGAGCCAAAGGUUCCUUGCCCUCAGGUCGCCAACAGUCACUGUGCAACAAGUCGGUUGGCUCAGUCACGCGUGGCGCCGACGCGCGGCUGUGCCUGUAGUGUUAAAGAAACUCCUCCUCCUCCCACCAGAUCUCCUUGUUGCAACACGUCCCUCUCAAUUCUGGAUCACCAGAGCAAUACAGGUCCAGAAUCAUGUAGCACCCAUCCCCACCUUCCCAUCGUGGUUUGGUAUUGCCUCAAGUCGGAUCACUUAUGUAUACCUCCAGUCUACCUUCCUCCUCUAAGUCGUUACUGUUCUGUCCACCACUCUGACUUCAAAUCAAUCUACCUCUUUGUCUGUCCUCUCUGUCGGUAACCCGCGCUCGCCGUUCUGAGACGAGGGAUUGUAACAAACCAGUCUUGUCGCAGUGAAAUUGUCGUGAAACCUUUUCAGUGGUUUCUAAAGAUUUUUGAAUAAGCUUUGUUUCAUUUACCUUGAAUGAGUAGCAUUUUGUGUCUUUAUCGUUGAAGAAAACCUGAAAGUCGUUUGUGCGUUGUCCUGCUUCUGCUCGCCUCCGUGGAGAUCUGUCCUAGGCAGCUAGUGUAGGGUUCCUGGGAGUCACAAUGCCAAGAACUGAAUGAGGCCAAAGCGUUCCUGACGCUAACUCUUCCUCAGUGUCGCCACACGGCACUGGCAUGUUUCCAUUGCCAGAAAAAAAAAACAAAAUCUUUUCUCAGCCAAGGAAAACGGUACUCCCGACUCAUUUAGAACAUGGCUUCCAGGUAGCUUCCCUGUUUCCCCCUCAUUCCUAACAACUGUGGAAAAAGUGGUUUUUAUUGGGGUGAAUGCGAACCACCGUUCCACUUCCAUACCCGUGUGUUGAGCUGUUGAACCCCUCAACCCUUUCUGCGACCCUCCUACAAUCAUGGUGUUCUGGUAUUCGGCCUGCCUCUGCGGCAGACACUGUGAAAACCCGAACAGGGCCUGGCUGAAUGUUUUUGGGAAUACCACGAAUGCUUUAGGAUUGGAAAAGAUCCCGUACGCCCCACGUUCCCACUCCGAAGCCCCACUCGUGCUCAUCCUGCUUGUCCUAUCGCACCAUAAGGCUCUUGUGAGGCUUUAGUGGCCGGUGAUCAGUACUGUAACGUUUCGUAGGUAAAUGAAAACACAACUCAUCGAUUUUUAACUACUUCUGGGUUCGUUUGGCUUUUGUUUAUUUAUUUUUGGACAAAUUCUGUUUUUAUUCUUUUAAACCCCGUCGAAGCAACUUCUCAGUGACUGUUAGACAUUUGUGCUCUGCUUCUUGCCUUUGCAUAUUGGUACCCGCUUUAGGCUUUCUGCUUCCUGUUUCCACUCAAACUGAUUGCAUGAACACAGCCUCUGAUUAUUUUGCUGAAAUGUCUUUAUUGUGUUGAUUUAUUUAUUCACUUGUGUAAAACGUUCCCCCUGAAACCACUGGUGCUUGGAUCACAGACAUUGAUUGUAAACCAUCAAAAAGUUUCUUUCAGCGUUAACUUAAGACGAAGAAACAAGCCCGACGUCUCCUUUUCUCAGCUUUAAGAAGCGUUCGCUCACACAGCGGUUCCACCAAGGCCAUCACAAGCUUUGUUUUUUUUUCAUUAAACAGUAGCAUUUGUGUUUGUUUUCAUUACUAAAUUGUUUUCUUGCCAUUUUUUGUGGUAAACUUAAGCUACACUAAUAACAAGACUGACUUUUGCAUAGUUCUAUUUUUGAAAUAAAUAAAAUCAUUAUCUCGAUUCAUGAGGGGGUGUUUUUCUGCCAUUUCCCCUAAAUUUCUACUCAAGGCUGCGCUUUGUGGUCAGUAUGUAAAUAGAUAAUGCACCAUCGUGACUGUCAUGGCGGUCAUUGUAUGUACAGCAGCUCCACCCGGUAACUUGGCACCUCUGCAUGCAACACGUCAGGCCGUCAAACAUCACACCUGGAGGCUAACGAUAGUAAAGAGAGCCGCUGGCUUUCUCCCAUCUCAAUGUGAAUCCCAUGGGUAUGCAGCAGUAUUGUAGUGGUCUAGGUAGUUUGUGAUUAAAGGUUGCUUCGAGUGUCUUCCACCAUCUCCCACGAGACACGAUGAGUAUGCUCUCUCCCUGAUCCCUAAAGGGUUUUGCCCUCUAGCUGGUGGUUCUCACCACGUCCCAUGUUUGUUUUUACGGAGUUGUGAACUGCAUCGUGGACUCAAAUCAAUAGAAAUACAGGUGAAACUCCAAAAAUCAGAAUAUUGUGCAAAAGUCCGUUUAUUUCAGUCAUUUGUCUUCGACUGAGAGACCAUCUAAAGGCUCAGGAACCCUUUGCAGGUGUUUUGGAUUCAUUAGCUGGUUAGGAUGUGACACUUUGAGUCUAGAAUAUUUAACCAUUUCACAAUGUUCUAAUUGUCUGAUUUAGAUUUGGGGGUUUUCAUAAUCAUCACAAUUAUAACAAGUAAAGGCUUGAAAUAUCUGGAUUUGCAUGGAAUGGGUCUAUCUUAAAUAUGAGUUUCACCUUUUAAGGAACGAACAUUUUCACCGUAUUCUCGUAUUUUGAAUUUCACCUGUAGUUGAACUCUGUCAAACAAGUUACUUUUGCACGAUUUGGAACUUGUGAGGUAUGUUGGAGAAACGGAAAGUAAUAAAAUCAGAAAGAUCUUCCCCCAGCUGUUCAAAUACUACAAAUGAGUCAAUGUUGACCUUUCCGGCUGUAAUCUGGUGUAGGAUGGGUGUUUUGUUCUUUUUGAUCCCAUGGGAGAAUGUGUUGUAAGCUGCUUGGUUGGAUAUGGGCAUCUGUAUACAGAAAACUGAAUAAUUGUACAGAUAAACACAUUUGUAUAAAAAUAUUUUUCUACAUCAGAUCUCUACUUGCAUGUCAGCAAUAAACUUUGAUAUGGAAACAUUCA